This is a messenger RNA of Rhodotorula toruloides NP11, 1605 nucleotides long. RefSeq names its product MFS sugar transporter. Gene Ontology annotation, biological process: carbohydrate transport; transmembrane transport. Gene Ontology annotation, molecular function: carbohydrate:proton symporter activity. Bases 1 to 1605 code for a protein of 534 amino acids. Gene Ontology annotation, cellular component: membrane. The record is from RefSeq and is a predicted model, not a curated record. The transcript is spliced from 8 exons. Lineage: Eukaryota; Fungi; Basidiomycota; Microbotryomycetes; Sporidiobolales; Sporidiobolaceae.
AUGUCAACCUCGACUCCCUUGUGGAAACGCCUCUUCCCAACGGCUUCUCGUCUCACCUUCGCCAUCCAGGCGUUCUCGCUCGUCGCAAUCCUCUUUGAAGGAUUCGAUCAAGGUGUUAUGGGGGGAGUGAAUGCCGCUCCCGACUACGUCCGCACUGUGGGCAUCGGCGAGUUCCCGUCGGGGCAUGUCACGUCGACGGUUCAUCAGGGCGGUAUCGUGUCUAUCUACUACCUCGGCUGCAUCAUCGGAUGCUUCGUUGGCGGAUGGGUCGCCGACCGCUUCGGCCGCAUCAAUGGCAUCUUGGGCGCAGCGAUCUUCGCCAUGAUCGGUGGAGCUCUCCAAGCGGCGACCCAAAACUCCGCCUUCAUCCUCGGCGCUCGCGUUGUCACCGGCCUCGGAACGGGCGCACUCACGGGCAUCGUCCCCGUCUACUGCUCGGAGGUCAGUGGUAAGGAGCACCGCGGCCGGAUGCUAGGUUAUGUGUUCAUUGCGAACUAUCUGGGUAUCUCGAUUGCCUACUGGCUAUCGUUUGGACUCGCCUUUGUCGACCACGGUCUUUCUGCCGUGCGGUGGCGAUUCCUCCUCGCCUUCCAAUGCAUUCCCGCCAUCCUUCUCGUCGCCGGCAUCCGCCUCCUUCCCGACUCGCCGCGUUAUCUUGCUUCCGUUGGUCGUCACAGCGAAGCUCGCGAGGUCCUCGAGCACAUCCGUGGUGGCAGCUCGGCAGAAACCGAUGCGGAACUGCUCGCCAUGGCCGAGGAGGCGCAGUACAACAAGGGCACAUCGGUCGUCGAGUUCUUCAAGAUCCUCGUCGGCAAAGGCAGCACCUCGCUCCACCACAACGUCGCUCGCCGCGCCUGGCUUUGCAUCUGGCUCCAGAUCAUGGCUUCAUGGACUGGUAUCACCGCUGUGACAGCCUACUCGCCUGUCCUCCUCUCGCAAGCCGGCUACUCGAGCAUCAAGCAGAACGGACUGGCGGGUGGCUUGAACACGAUCGGCAUCGUCGGGACCAUCACCUCGGCCUACGUCGUCGACCGUUACGGACGUCGCUCGUGCCUUAUGGUCGGCGCACUCGGACUCGCCAUCGUCAACCUCGUCGCGGCCUCGCUGUACGAGGCGUCCCUGCACAAUCCCUCGAUCUCGGCGAGGAUCGCCCCUGCCGCCGUUACAAUGCUCUUCCUCUUCAACCUGGUCUACGCUUCGACCUGGGGAACCAUCGCUUUCCUCAUCCCAGCUGAAAUCUUCCCCAGCGAGAUGCGUUCGCAAGGAAACGGCUUCGGCAUCUCUGCCAUCGGUGUCGGCUGGACCGUCCUGAUCAACCCGAUCAUGUUCGGCAGCAUUGGCUCCCGCUCCUACUUCCUGUUCGCCGGCCUGAACUUCCUCUGGAUCCCCAUCAUCUGGCUCUUCUACCCCGAGACCGGCUUUGGCCGCAAUCUCGAGUCCCUCACGCACCUCUUCGACGGCGGCGCGUUCAAUUGGCAGAUGGAGGCAGCCUACCGUCGCGCCAUCGAGGACCCCGACCGCCCGGUCGACGUCGCCAAGUACGAGGCGGCGGGCUCGCAGCGAUUCGUCGAGGACGCGUCGACGGGAACGAGCGAGAAGGUUUGA